Molecule: messenger RNA, 1434 nt
Organism: Colletotrichum godetiae
Lineage: Eukaryota; Fungi; Ascomycota; Sordariomycetes; Glomerellales; Glomerellaceae
Product: cytochrome b5-like Heme/Steroid binding domain-containing protein
Exons: 2
Coding region: 1-1434 (477 amino acids)
Biological process (GO): unsaturated fatty acid biosynthetic process
Cellular component (GO): endoplasmic reticulum membrane
Molecular function (GO): iron ion binding; stearoyl-CoA 9-desaturase activity; heme binding
Source: RefSeq, a predicted model, not a curated record
AUGUCGGCGACGACUUCAUCUUCCGACGCCAAGGUCACCAAGGCCGAGAACUUCCCCGAUGGAACCUCCGACUACGUUCCCACCCGUGCCCGGGCCUACGAUAUCAAGAAGCCUCACAUCUCAACUCAGCCUAUCACUGCGAGCAACUGGUACAAGCACGUCAACUGGCUGAACACGACCUUCAUUCUGAUUGUCCCUUUGAUUGGAUUCGUCUGCUCCUACUGGAUUCCCCUUACAUGGAAGACCGCCGUCUUCGCGGUUGUCUACUACUUCAACACCGGUCUCGGUAUUACCGCUGGCUACCAUCGUCUUUGGGCUCAUCGUUCCUACAAGGCCAGCCUUCCCCUCAGAAUCUACCUCGCCGCCGUCGGCGCCGGUGCCGUUGAGGGUUCCAUCCGAUGGUGGUCUCACGGACACCGUGCUCACCACCGAUACACCGACACCGACAAGGACCCGUACUCCGUUCGCAAGGGCCUCCUGUACAGCCACAUUGGCUGGAUGGUUAUGAAGCAGGACCCCAAGCGUAUGGGCCGUACCGAUAUCUCCGAUCUCAACGAGGACCCCGUCGUCAUGUGGCAGCACGUCCACUUCAUCAAGUGCGUCCUCGCCAUGGGUGUCAUCUUUCCCACGGUCUUCUGCGGCCUCGGCUGGGGUGACUGGCUCGGCGGUUACGUCUACGGUGGCAUUCUUCGCAUUUUCGUCGUUCAGCAGGCUACUUUCUGCGUCAAUUCUUUGGCCCACUGGCUCGGUGACCAGCCCUUCGACGACCGAAACUCACCUCGUGAUCACGUCAUCACUGCCUUUGUCACCCUCGGUGAGGGAUACCACAACUUCCACCACGAAUUCCCCUCCGACUACCGCAACGCCAUUCAGUGGUGGCAGUACGACCCCACUAAGUGGUGCAUCUGGACCUGGAAGCAGCUUGGCCUCGCCACUGACCUCAAGCAAUUCCGCCAAAACGAGAUUGAGAAGGGCCGCGUCCAACAGCUGCAGAAGAAGCUUGACCAGAAGCGCGCGAAGCUCGACUGGGGUGUUCCUUUGGAGCAGUUGCCCGUCAUCGACUGGGACGAUUUCAAGGCGCAGGCAAAGAACGGCAGAGGUCUUGUUGCCAUCGCUGGUGUUAUCCACGACGUGACCGACUUCAUCCAGGAGCACCCCGGUGGCAAAGCCCUCAUCUCUUCCGCCCUCGGCAAGGAUGCCACUGCCAUCUUCAACGGGGGUGUCUACCUCCACUCAAACGCCGCCCACAACCUGCUCUCUACCAUGCGUGUUGGUGUCCUUCGUGGCGGUUGCGAGGUUGAGAUUUGGAAGCGUGCCCAGUACGAGAACAAGGACAUGACUACCGUCACUGACUCGAGUGGCGAGCGCAUUGUUCGUGCGGGAGAUCAGCUCACUCGUGUGGCUGUCCCCGUUGCCAGCGCUGAUGCUGCAUGA